Molecule: messenger RNA, 1498 nt
Organism: Salvia splendens (bonfire salvia)
Lineage: Eukaryota; Viridiplantae; Streptophyta; Magnoliopsida; Lamiales; Lamiaceae
Exons: 3
Coding region: 675-1256 (193 amino acids)
Molecular function (GO): RNA binding
Source: RefSeq, a predicted model, not a curated record
UUUCUCUCAUUCUCCUUCCUCUGCUCUUUUUUUGUCUUCUCACCUUUCUCUCUCGUCUCUCAUUAGCUUUGGUUUGAUAACAUACUCAAUUAAUAGGGGAGAAGCUAUAAUUUUAGUGUACCAUUUUUUCCCUAAUAAUUUUUGCCCUUCAAAUUAGGACUAUAAAUUUGUAAAAGAAAUAAAAAAUAAUUACACAAGUCAGUUGACAUUUCCCUCCAAAAAGUGUAUAAAAGUACUUUCACAACUUACCCAUUAGAUUAUGAUAGAUGAUAGAUGAUAGAUAUUGCACAAGAGUGGCACGAUAGUUUUUUUUUCAUAUAUUGGUUACAUAAUUACACAAUCUAAACCAAACCUAUGAAGAGACAAAAUUAAAUUCGAUGAAAAAGACAAAAUAGAUUGAAAAUUAGUAGUAUGAUAUUCGAAAUAGUAAUAAAUAGUCCAUUGACGGGUUUAGCCCCGUCUCAUUUAGUGUCAGACGAAAACUUUUGAACGCCGAUAGGGUUAAAAUAGGCAAUCUAAGUGGAGACCACCUAUAUUACUAUGCCGACUUCCCGCAAAAACGAAAAGGGAGAAAAGUAGGAAACGGUUGAUUUCAUCAGAAAACCAAAGCUAUUAAGAAUCAGAUGAUUUGAGAUGCAUCUAUUUCGCUAUCAUAGGAGCAUUUGCAGCAUUAGAUGGAAUCAACCGAGGAGUAUGAUGAAUUUCUAAAGAAAGUGGAGAGGACUAUAUAUCUGGACAACAUCUCACCUGCCGUGACUGAACCUGUCUUGAAAGCUGCUAUUGAUCAGUUCGCCAAAGUAAUCACGGUUCAGUUCAUACAUGCCUACCUGCAACCAAAUGGCAUCCAUGCUGCCCUAGUGGAGGUGGAAAACAGAAAUCAGGCAGAAACUCUCAUCAAUGAGCUGGAGAGUGUUCCAUUCAUGAUUGGUGGAAUGCCUAGGCCUGUCCGGGCCCAGGCUGCCCGUAUCGAGAUGUUUGCUGAUCGUCCCAGAAAACCAGGACGUCGUAUACAGUGCAGAUGGGUGACCAACAGGGACCCCCAGUAUGAUGUGGCUAUGAAAGCCCAGAAACUGGUGAAGAAACAUGCUGAAGAAGUUGCAUUCUUGCUCAACGAACAAGUGAAAGAGGAGGAACAACUUGCGAAAAUGCAGAGUCACACUCUGAAUGCUCACCACAAUAAACUUAAGCUGAUUGAGAGUAUUUCUGAUGAAGGAAAACUUAGAAAGCUGGCGCAGAUUUAUGAGAUUGACAUUUGAUGUUUCCCAGUUUUGUCCCUUGCUUGUUUGGUGCAGCUGUUAACUGUGAAAGUUUUUUGUCUCACAUCAUGUCAUGCCAUUUUUUAGAACCAAGUGAAACAUGUUUAGUGACACUCUUGAUUGGUGGCAUGGAAUUCUAGUUUUUGCUACACUACUGUUCGAUAUAGACUAAUGAAGCAUUACUCGAGAUUACAUGUUAAAAAAUUUUCAGUAAAGUUGGUGGAUGAUAACUUUCAAUGCUA